CACACACACACACACACACACACACACACACACACACACACACGCACACCAUCUUUCAUAUCCCACAUGACGUGAACGUACCAUCAUAUUUUCCUGUACCUACAGUCUAUGAUACACACAUACACACACACUUACACACAUACGAGGACGAAGAAGAGCGCGAGACAAAAAGAUGGACUGAGAGCAGAUGAAAUUAAUCCACUGAAGACGCCAGUGUGGGAGCACCUUGGUCCAGCGGACACAAAGGAGCCAUUCAGGUGGAGGGCGGGCAGGACAGCAGGUAUCCUCUCGUAGAGCCCCGGCCUGCGUCAGUCUGUCCCCCUGACGGACGAACCCCUGGGGCCCGCCGCCAUGGGCAAACCAUCGCUGAAGGACCAAAAAGAAGCUGCGAAGGACAAGAUGGGGAGGCCAAACCCUGCAGCCACUAAAGAUACCUUCAGCUGGGAGCAGUACUUGAAAGAAACAUCAUCCACUCCGGCUCCUCCCAGCUUCUUCCGCCAGUCCCGGCUCCCGCCCUCCAACGACUUCAAGGUGGGCAUGAAGCUGGAGGCCCGCGACCCGCGCAACAGCACCUCCGUCUGCAUCGCCACGGUGAUGGGCGUGACGGGCGUGCGGCUGCGGCUGCGUCUGGACGGCAGCGACAACACCAACGACUUCUGGUGCCUGGUGGACUCGGCCGACAUCCAGCCCAUCGGGACCUGCGAGAAGAAGGGCGACAUGCUGCAGCCGCCGCUGGGGUUUCGUAUGAACGCGUCGUCGUGGCCGAUGUUCCUCCUACGCACGCUCAACGGGGCGGAGAUGGCCCCCGCCACAGCCUUCAAGAAGGAGCCCCUCCGACCCCCCCAGAACAACCUGACGGCUGGCAUGAAGCUGGAGGCGGUGGACAAGAAGAACCCCUACCUCAUCUGCCCGGCCACCGUGGGCCAGGUCAAAGGUCAGGAGGUGUUCGUCACCUUCGACGGCUGGAGGGGCGCCUUCGACUACUGGUGCCGCUACGACUCCCGGGACAUCUUCCCCGUGGGCUGGUGCUCGGUCACCAAGCACAGCCUGCAGGCGCCCGGCAACAGUGUGUCGCCAACCAAGCCCCAGCCGCUGCCGUCCUUCUCCCCCUCCAAGCCCAGCCGGCGCUCCAGCCAGGCCUCCUUCCGGCUGCCCAGCCCGCUGCCCCCGCUGCCCGUCCGCAAGGGCGUGCGGGGUCGGCGGCCCAAGAGCGAGACCCUGGCCCUCCUGAAGGCCGCCGCCGCCGCCGCCGCCCAGACAGGCUCCCCGGGGGGCGGCCCCCAGCCCGGGCCCCUGGGGGUCCACACCCAGCUAGCCCCCCGGCCCCAUAAGAAGAGAGGACCCAAACCGGGCAGCAAGAGGAAGCCCAAGGUGCCCCCCGGCCCGGUGGGCUGCCCCUCCGUCCCCAAGGAGAGCCCGGCCGGCCCCGGGACGCUGCUGUCAACAGUGUGUGUGUACGUGAACAAGCAGGGUGACUGCGGCCCCCAGCUGGACCGGAAGCAGGUGCAGCGGCUCCCGGAGCGCUUCGGGCCCGGCCCGGUGAACCUGGUGCUCCAGCAGGUGGUCCAGUCCUGCCUGGACUGCUCCUACCAACCCAAGCUGCUGCUGGCCGCCCUGCAGACCCACUCCGGGUCCGGGGAGGUGGUCCGAGUGCGGACGGACGGCGGCGUGUGUCUGGUGAAGCUGCCCUCGGCCUCCAGCGCGUCCUUCGUGCUGCGCUUCCUGGAGACGGUGUGCCUCCACCUGCAGGGAGACAACCUGUUCAGCAGCCAGCCCUUCAGGACCUACCAGUCAGUGAAGGAGGAGGUGCUGGAGGCCCCGUCCCUGUCCCUGCGGCCCGGUAAGCGCGGCCUGUCGGGGGUCUCCCCGACGUACGCCGCCUCCCUGUCCCCCAAACACCUCUGCAGCGACGCCCACCCCUCAGAAGCAGAGACGCUGCCCCCCGGUGAGGGCGGCCCGAUGAAGGAGGCGUGGUUCAUGGACUCGGCCUCCGGCUCCAUGACCCCGCUGAGCCCCCGCGCCGACUACCACCCCUACUACCCCCGGGGGGGGGCGGCCCUCCGGAGGUCCUCCUCCCACCCCCCAGAGACCGCGUCCUCCACCGCCCUCCGCAGGGUGGAAGCCGCCAGCUCCACCACGGGCCCCGAGCCCACGGUCCCUGAGAGGGAGGGGCCCCCGGGGGCCGGCCGGAGCCCCGCCUCCUGGUCCAUCCUGGAGGUCAUGCAGUUCGUGAGGGAGGCGGACCCCGCGGCGCUGGGGCCCCACGCGGAGCUCUUCAGGAAACACGAGAUCGACGGCAAGGCGCUGAUGCUGCUGCGGAGCGACAUGGUGAUGAAGUACAUGGGGCUGAAGCUAGGCCCCGCCCUCAAGCUCUGCCACCACAUCGAGAGGCUGCGGGGGGGCAAGCCCUGACGUAACCUGGGCCCCGCCCACACACCUGGGCCCCGCCCACACACUAGGGCCGGCCCUCAAGCCCUUAACCACACCUGACAGACACACACCUGACAGACGCACACCUGACGGACACACACCUGACGGACACACACCUGACGGACACACACCUGGGCCCAGCCCUCAAGCCCUGACACACAC
Molecule: messenger RNA, 2592 nt
Organism: Gadus macrocephalus (Pacific cod)
Lineage: Eukaryota; Metazoa; Chordata; Actinopteri; Gadiformes; Gadidae
Product: sex comb on midleg-like protein 2
Exons: 16
Coding region: 352-2412 (686 amino acids)
Biological process (GO): regulation of DNA-templated transcription
Cellular component (GO): nucleus
Molecular function (GO): protein binding
Source: RefSeq, a predicted model, not a curated record